This is a messenger RNA of Trichobilharzia regenti, 2811 nucleotides long. The record is from the annotation of a GenBank genome assembly. Lineage: Eukaryota; Metazoa; Platyhelminthes; Trematoda; Strigeidida; Schistosomatidae.
UCGUCAAUGUGACUGCCAUUAUGUAGGUGUCUUUGCACUGUAGGAAAAUAAAGAAGUAUUUUGAGUAAAAAUUGGUUGAAGAUAGUUCACUUUUCUGCUAUUAACGAAUGUUUAUCUUUCACAUUAUACACAGGAAUAUAUUGGAUAACAUAAUUCACAUGGAAUACACAUGUGACUGGCCAUAUUAUAUACAUUUUUAUAUAUAUACAUAUGUAUAUAUAUGCAUGCACAUAAAUACUGACUGAAUUAAAAUUAACAAUCACAUCAUUUAUAUAUAUUAAAUGUUCGACAGACAAGUUAUAUACACAAUUCAAAAAAAAAAACUGAAGUUACAUACCUGCCCUAGAAAGAUUCAUUCCAUUGAUUUUUCUUAAUUAUUGUGAGAUCCACAGUGAAGUCACUGCACAACUAUGCUAAGAUGCUGCAGUAUAUUUAGUUCAAAGAAUACAUUUUUGAUAAUAUUAGCCUCAUUACUCAUUCCAUUGUAUAUAUCUUUAGAAUUGUGCUUCUUCAUAUCUGAUCAGUAUGUCUUUUACAGAUGUACAGUAGAUGAAGGUUUGCUAUAUGAAUACAAGGAUGGAAAGUUUGCACUGAAUGCAGUUAAUAAAACAGAUGAAACACUACUAAAGCAAGGACAACGUAGGGCAGCUUGGAUUGGCGCUUGCAAUCAUUCAGUUAGACUGAUACUGGGUCUAUUAACAACAAUGGUAAUGGGCUAUAUUUCUGAUCGUUUCGGCCGUCGUAUUGCUCUGGGCACGAUGAUAGUUGGAGAAACAUUACAAAUAAUUGCUUUAAGUAUAGUUGUUUCAUUGCAAGCAAGUGCAUGGUUUACAAUCAUUCCCGGUUUAUUUGAUGGAGUUAUAGGUGGAGGUCUAUUGUCAAUACAAGCACAAGUUUCGGCGUCUCUUGUAGAUGUUGUUAAUAAAGAAAAACAAACUAAUGGUGAAAGAAAGAAAUCAGUGAAUAAUAAAGACAACCACGAGAAGGAAUUAUGGGGUUUAUUUACAUGGUUCGAUGGAAUUUCACUAAUAAGCUUAUCCUUAUCAAACCCAAUUGGAGGUGCUCUCCUUUAUCGAGAUGGAUUCCGAUCGCCUAUUAUUGUCUGCAAUUGUCUUGUCGCUAUUAGUUUGAUACUUAUUUUUUUUCUUCCCGAAUCUAACACUAGAAUAAGUCAAAAAUGUUUGAGUCAGAUUACGAUGACAAGUGAUAUUAACUGCAAAUCCAACUGUGAGCACGUUGAAGUUAUUUUACCAAACAGCAAAAAAAUGGUAUAUUGGAAAAUGAAGUAUGCAAGUGUUAGAGCUAACUUCAAAGUCCUAUGUGACGGGUACACACAACACAUUUUGGUUUUAAUUAUUGUGUUCCUGUUAUCUGUUGUAAUAUCAACUGAUCUGUACAUUGUAUACAUCUACUUAAUGGGCUAUCCUUAUCUAUGGAAUUCACAAGAUGUUGGGAUUUAUUCUGGUGUUACUGAUGUGGUGUCUGCAAUCGUUGCAAUUAUUUUCACAAUUUCAGUAGCUAAAAUAAAACGUGCAGCUGAAUCAAGGUCAAACGACAAGGUGCUAGAAAUAUCAGUCGAUGUGAAAAGUAACAACGUUGGUUCUGAGAAGAAGAAAACCAGUAUCGUCAACUUAUUAUUAACAAUACUCAUUUGUAGUAUAUUCAUGAUAUUGGUCAACAGAUUUUUACUGGGUAUAUCACAUAUGUUUGUAUCUUCCACAGCAAAUAUUUUAGUUUAUGUGGCUACGGUACCCAGAAUGGCUAAAGGGUUAACUAGUCCCAUAUUACGAACACUAAUAUCAAUGUGGAGUGAUCACGCGAAACAAGGUUUGAUGCAUUCCUGUAUUGCGUUUGUCUCAAGACUGGGAAUACUUGUUUGUUUUGGUAUACUGAUAUUCGUCUACUCGGCAACAACAAGUACACUGCCUGGCACUGUAUUUUUUGUUUGCUGUGCUCUAAUGGUUGCUGCAUUGAUAAUUAAUGGGUUAUUAUUUUGUUCUGGCAGGAAGACUGGAGAUCCUAACGACGUGUUUUAAUUAAUCUGAUGAUAUAGACCACAUUUAUUAUUUCCAGUAGUACAGAAACAAGUCAUUUAUCGGAUAUAUAAAUGCCAUCAGCUUGAAUAAGGUGCGUAGUAACAAAUGACGUUUAUCAGAUGGUAAUUGUCACAAACUUAAUUCCAUACUGAUCAACUGCCUUUCGACGACACGUGUCAAGUAUUCAACCUUAUUUAUUGAAAAAGACACUUUAAAAAUCUCUAAAAAUUUCCUUAUUUUUGAGAAUAUUUGAGAAUAUUUGUUUGUUUUGAAAAAGCAUGACACAUUCAGCAAAAUCAUUUGAAACACACUCAUUUCUUUUCUAGAUAUACUGCUCAAAAAAAAAUCUAAUUUAUCUUUUAAUGAACUCCAAUUGAUUAUGCUAAAAAAGUUCAAAUAAAAAAGUUCCCUAUAUUUUUUCAUAUUCCAAAAAAUAUAUAUUAUUCUGUGCUUCAUUGUGUCACAUAAAUAAGCUGAUUAUACUGAUUAUUUCGGCUUACUGAUAUUCUAUUAAAUUGAAAAAGUGUAAAUAAUUAUUCUGACACUAGAAAAUUAACAUAUGUUCAUGUGAACAAAGCAAAAAUAAUAGUUCUUACAGAAUAAUAUGCUACCAUCAUUUUUUUCUCUGGACUCUCAUCAACUGCUUACUGCCUAAAUGAAUUACUAAGUUUAUGUACAGAACAAUUUUAACAUACUUGUUAGAUUAUAGGAGGUUUCGAACUCAGUAAAAAGUGCUCGGAAAAUUACGCUAAUAUAGUUUUUACACGGGUAAGUU